CUUGAAAAGAUUGCGGGUUACGAUCGCAAAAGACGAAUAAUAGCCCAAAUACGAAUAGUUAAACGUCAACUUGAACCAUCGAAAAUUGGAAAGGAUACAACAAACACCAUAAGUCGUGUAUCGAAGGUAUAGAAUUUCAUCAUUUUUAUUAGUAAACAAAAUAUCUAGUUUAUUACUACUAUUUAAUACUACUUGCUACUAUUUAAACACUGCCCAUUGAUUGUAUAGACCGUUCGAGAUGGUUCGCCAGCUAAGUUACAAAAACAAAAUAACAGUAAAACCGUACACGAAGUUGAUUUCGUGAACUCGAAUCAGAUUGAUAACAAAUCUGUGGGGGGAAAAAAUACUAAGGACAAGUUUGAAAGUAUCCUAAAAAUAUUUCGUCAAGAAAGUUUUGAUCAAAAUAGUAGGCGUUCGUCUAAAGAAUCAAAUGGAUAUGAAAAAAUUGAAGGAUCGCCACAAUCUACGCCAAGAUCAAAUUUNAACCACCAAGAGAAAAUAAAAUACCUAUUGAUAUUUAUUCGGAGUUCUUUUAUACCAAUUAUAGUCGUAGAAACGGGUGAUACGAGCGAAGAUAUUGAAGCUCGUGCAUUAUCCAACAAGAUUUUAGGUGCAUCAGUAAUUCCUCAUGGAAUGGAACAAGGAGAAAUGUCUCCGAUUUCUAAUCAAACUGCAACGAAAAGCAGUGCUUCACUUGUAAACCAGGUUGAAAAACAAAGAGCUCAGGUACCUUUAUGACUAUAAUUAGUAUAGUCACUAUAUAAUAAUGAUACAUAGUUAAAAAAAAAAUACUAAUAGGUAGUAAUAACUUGGAACAAAUUUAGUAAAAAACCAUUGGGUAAUGCUUGAAAAUAUCCUCAGUGGAACAUUAUUAAAUACAUUUUAUUAUAGUUCACGCAUUUAUAUUAUCUAGGUACAUUACGUUAUAUAUGAAAUGUAUAACAUUUUAUAGAUUUCAAUAAAUGUAAUACAAAUUUAAAUAUCUCGAGGACUACAUAGUGUAAAAACAUUUUUCUUAUAGUUUAAUACAUUAGGAAGGUUAAAUUUAUUUUUCAGGUGCUUAGCUCCCAUCCCUUUGAGGGAUUUUAGUUAAAUUAAUUAUAACAUCAGUGAUGAUGUUAUAAUCGUUUUUUUUUUUUGUCGGUUGUUUAUUGUGUGUAGAACCUGACCUGGUUCGAAAGGUAUAGAUAGGCCCACGCUUACGGUAGAAUUUUUCAGGGGUAGCAUUUAAAAUUUUCGACUUAGUCUUUACGCGUAUAAGGGCUGGCAAAACUUAAGUUUACUUAUAGGUGUGUUAAAACGUUCGAGCCGGGCCUGUGUAGGAUCUAUACGGAAGUUUUACUCGCUAUAUAGGUCGUUACGGACGAGUUAAGGGUCGUCAUCUUCCCCUUUGCCGCUUUAUCGUCUUUUUCGGGUUAAUGCUCGGGACACGAUCAAGUCCGGAUUGCGAAGAAAAUCUUGACAGUAAACCAUUAUACUCGUUUGGUAAUAAUAAUUGAAUUCGUAUCGACCCAUUUUGUAUGAUUUCGGGCCGGUGAAAAUGCUAGCUCGGUGUAUACAGGUUUCGGUCCGACAAGUUAUAUGGGAUAUGGUUAUUUUUUUUUUUUUACAAUUUUUUUUUUAAAUGACUAAAACACUUAAAAUCAAUCAAUUACGUUCCUGCACGGGUCGAACUCGGAUCGGAGUCUGUAUAUUUUUACGCUACUCGGUCUUAGUCGGCGGGACCGAUUGCAUUAUUGUGCCAGUAAUGUUUCUCGCGGGUUUCGCACGUUUCGUAAUAUUUAUCGAACAUUUGACUAUUAAAACUGAUAGAUCACAUGUUAACAUGUUAAAAUAAUACUGACAAUAAAAAAAAAAAAAAGGAAAUCCGUUAUUAUGAAUCACAAAAUAUUGCGCAUGACACAAUUUACUAAUUGGUACUGGUUUUUUUUUUUUGUUUUUUUUUAGAAAUCUCCUGUGACCAGGAACAAUCUGAACAAAACGGAAUUCGACAAUAUCUGGAUCGAAAAACAAUUGCAUAUUUUGGUCAGUACAUAUGCUAUAUAAUAUAAUAUUAUUGUAUACCUACCGUUCGUUAAACACGUGUAAUCAUUACCGUGUAUUGGAUUUGACUGCGUUGUUAUUUUUUUUUAAUCGACGCGCGUUUAAUUAUCAUUUAUAUAGUUGGAGUCUUGCCCGGAUUAUGAUCAAAGGAGACAAAUCAGAGCCAGGUUAAGGCAAAUCAAGGCGGAGCACAAAGGUAAACGCACAUAAUAAUAUCAUAUUAACACGCAGUAUAAUUGACUUUUAAUUAUUAUUAUUUCACGUUAUUUCGUCGUUAUUCGCCGUUAUUUUAAAUAUAUUAAUUCCGCGUCGAGUUUCUGACAUCGUUUCACUAUAAUGUAAAUUCGUUAUCAAAUUUAGAUUAGAUUUUUUUUUUACUUUCGUGCAAAACGUUUGCUUUUAAAUAGAUGUAAUAUAAUGAUACGUGCGUAUGUAUAUAGGAAACGAGCAUUUUUAUGAACGUGGCGGGAUACACGGGACGAUAGCCGCGUGAGAGAAAAAAAGAGAACUUAAGACCCGCAUGACAUGCUGUCUCACUCCAAAUAACGUGCGAUAUAAAAAGAUCUACCUUACGCAGUCUUCUACGCUUAAUUUUGGUUUCACAGUAAAAGCACCUGUUGUCAAAUUAAAAGGGGGCAAUAUUCCGGAGGGCAAGACGAUACGUUUUUCCUAUUUUCUGGUUAUAACGUUCAAUACAUCGUUUACAAACGUGUCCCGAGUGAUAUCCAUAAAUAGUCCAUGAACAGGAUUAUUAUCAUAAUUAGCACGUAAUUCUCGAUUUUGUAAUUUUCUAAUCCAUACGGUUAUCGUUGCGUUCGUCUACACUGAUUGCAGAUUUACUGUUUGAUAUAAAUUAUUAUUUAAAAAAACAUACCUGGGAACAGUGUAAGACGGCUAUAAAACAGGAAAAUUCAUUUUUGUAUACUUUUAUAUUUUUUUUUACUUUGAAAGAAAAAUGCUUAAAGUAGCCGUUGGUGACCCCAACCUAAUGUAAUUAUUUCUAAACGUUGAAAUGACUGUCGUGUUUGUCUGACUGACGCGAACAAAAAAUGAUUUAUUUUCGAUUCUGAUCGAAGAUAAGAUUUUAAUUUUACAAAGAUGCGUGUGUGUGUCCCUUCAUUCUUAUCCGCUGGAAAAAAACUUUUUGACGAGUAAUAUGUUCCGAUUUUUCAGAGCAAAGCAAUUGGAGCAAUCAGUUCGGUUGCAUAAAGGCCACGUUUGAGCGGGGUACGCCGCAGACAACGGAAGUGUGUCCCAACAAAAAUAACGUGGCAAAACAAUAUUUGAACAACAUAUGCAAAUGUCCGUCGGAAAAUAGCAUUCCGUACAGGUCAAAAAAGAUCACGUCGUUCAAACCCGUGGGGUCGGACGAGAACGGAUUUUCGCACGUUGUCAAGUCCGUGUUUAAAGUGGCAGAGGCGGCCCAAAACCCGAUUGUGCCCGGACCUCUACCGCUCCAAAGCGGAAUUCUGGAUUUCUGGCAUCAAACGACGAUGGGCCAGCGCAAAGCGGCCUCCCGGUCGACUGCUGCCGGUGCGCCGACGGCGGUCGGCGAGAUGCAGCGGCCUCUCGUCAGUUCCGUAACCCCGUACGAGGGUUACUUGGCUGAAGAAGAAAUCACACACGAACAAGAUAUCGUCCGGAAACAUUUGCGGACAAACGAGUUACCCGUAAAACGGGCUUUGCCAAAAUUGGUCAAACUAAACGAUGACAUAAACAAAGUGGACGAAACAUUCGAAAUUCUUUUUAAAGAGUCCUCCAAAUAA
Messenger RNA from Cinara cedri, 3809 nucleotides. NCBI's taxonomy places the organism in Eukaryota, Metazoa, Arthropoda, Insecta, Hemiptera, Aphididae. The record is from the annotation of a GenBank genome assembly.